CAGCAAGCGGAACAAAGCCGAUAAUACCGAAUACCGUGCUUGGCAGUCGUACCUGCCGCAAUUCGAUAGCAAUGACGACAAUCGAACCAUGUGACAUCACGUGACAUUCCAUCGUUCCUUCCAGAUCUCAAAGUCACGUGGUUAAUCUUCAAAUGACAACCAUAAUGGGAUGUUUAGUCACAUGACAAGGCCUCACUCAUCCUCCAAACUUCAUUUCUUUCUUUCUCCAUCGUCUCCUCGUGGUUCGUUGUCGAGAGCCAGGCGCGUCUCUUAACAACCGCCACUUCAUCCUAGUGAACGGUCAUGACUGCCCAUCACUUAUCCCUGGCAAAGGCAACUUUCGCCGCAUCGCUGUUUCGCCCAGAUGUGACCAAGGUGACCCGCGACGACCUCACGCAGUUCCAUUCUGCUCUUGAAGUGGUUUCCACUCAAUGCUCCCCUUACAAUAUCCAGGUUUGAAGGAUCCCGGGGCGACGUGAAUCUUCGAAACCAGGUUUACUGAACCGUUCUAGACUUGUAAACAGUGGCUCUGUGAGCAUGUCAUAUCCUCCUCUAGCAGGACAGCUGCUCUCGGCAAAUUCCUCGUUUCAUUUUCCAAGGACCUUGGCCCCGAUUCGUCCAACAACGGCUCCUCCAGCAUUUCGCGUCGUCGCCUUCACAUCCUAUACCUUCUGAACGAUGUUUUACAUCACGCAAUAUAUCACACCUCGGCCGCUCCGCUCGAGCCCCCCAUCUCACAUAUCCUUCAGCCAUUUGUUAUAGAGCUCUUCCAAUUGUGUGCCGCCGAGCGGAAGAAAAGAAUCUCGAAAAGAUUGCACGAUCUGGUAGAUAUAUGGCAAGUAAACGCAUAUUACACCGGUGAUUUUCCUCAGCAAUUGCAUGAUUACAUCACUGGCGAACAAGUGCCAAUCCCCAAGUCUGACCUCGAAACACCCAUCGUGCACAAAGGUGUCUCGGACUUACCAUACCUGAUGCCAGCCACCCAUGGAGACCCCGCUCUCGCAUUUCAUGAUCUCCCGGCAGCCAACCUCAUGCCACUCAUUGUGCCCAAUAGUGCCCAGUCGAUCCGUCCUGAAGAUGUAAGACCUCUUCGAUUUUCUGCCGGUCCAGCCGACGAAAGCCUCGUCAAUGCCCUCAAGGAUUUUUUGGCAGAUAUCGACAGGGAGGACGAGGCAGCGACCAGAACGGACAGUGAUGACAUGUUGCACGAGAUGGAUGAGAUGGGGCAACUGUUGGAUCACGAUGAAGCGGGCGAUCCAAGAAGGGACACGUAUUAUGGGUGGUCAUUGGCAUUCUGUGAGAAGAUGAAAGCGCGUGGCAAGGAAAACCCAGACAGCUCCUCUCGCCAAAGUCGAUCCAGAAGCUCGAGUCAAAGUCGCGGUCGAAAUUACCAGAAGCGACGACGUUACAGUCGAUCGAGCAGUGGGCACUCCAGGUCUUCCAGAUCGUCUAGAUCACGUUCGAGAGAUCAGCUCUCACCCCGAAGAAGGACUUUCAGAAGUCGAGACCGAAGAAAAGAUCGAUCGAGAUCUCGGUCAUAUUCACCUAGCCGCCCCCCCUCCUUUCCACAAAAUCCCAACACCGCCGACAGGAACAAUUUUCUAGCAUCAUCAGUGCCUUUCCCUCCGCCACCUCCUCCUUUGGCUCAAGGCAUGGCCUUCCCUCCCCCACCACCCCUCCUUCAUCCCGGCGGAUUUCCAAUACCCCCACCUCCACCACCGAAUUGGAAGGGAGAAUGGCCCCCGGCCCCUCCAGGCCUACAUUUUCCCGUUGCUCCACCUCCGCCGCCAGCUAUCAAUCCUUCUCAUACUACUACGCGAUCCCCGUUUCAGCCGAGAUAUGACGGGAACAUGGGUGGAUAUGGCCGGUGAUAAAACACUGGUCCAUCGACCGUGGAGAUCAAUCUUGACAUUGAAAGUCGCGGCAAUCCAUGGUCGUCGUGCCUCUACAAAGAUCGAGCCUGAGAGUCAGAGGAUCACAGAUCAUGACGCUAUCAGUGACGUUAUGCUUCACCCACUUUUCAGGUAUGUGUCGACAUGACGCGACGUUCGCUCGCACCCGUGGUCAGUAGCACGCUCCUAGUAAACAGGUGGUCAGUAAAAGAAGCGUGUUUUGCGCUCUAUAUCGUCCAGUCGCUUUCUGUGCGAAAUACGCUUAAUCAACCCACACGUAGGCUUGCAAGGCUGGGGCUUGCAGCCUUUCACCGUGGAGUGGAACCCCCAUGAGUUGAUAUUCUGGAGGUUCCAUCAUUGUGCAUCAAGAGUGGCCACUUGUCACUCGCUCAUCGAUGUCAUGACGAGCGAAUGCGAAAGUUGGUGCGGUUGGUGGAGAUUAACAGAGGAACCUUAAUGUGCUCUGUGUGCCCAUUCCUUUGAAGCUCUCAGCGGCUCCAGGCGUUGCUAUGCUCACUAAGAAAUGCAUAUAUGCGAGAUCUGAAACAGACAGGAUCUUUUUGAUGA
Molecule: messenger RNA, 2459 nt
Organism: Exophiala mesophila
Lineage: Eukaryota; Fungi; Ascomycota; Eurotiomycetes; Chaetothyriales; Herpotrichiellaceae
Exons: 2
Coding region: 972-1871 (299 amino acids)
Biological process (GO): intracellular calcium ion homeostasis
Cellular component (GO): perinuclear region of cytoplasm
Source: RefSeq, a predicted model, not a curated record